AUGGGGGUCGGAGUCGGGAACUGCUCGCCGGCCUCCACCGCGGGCUUCUUGGAGCCGGGGUAUCCCGGGGAGCCCGCGGCAGAGGUCGGGGCUGGCUUUGGGCUUCCCAGCAGCUGUGACAGCGACCCUUUCUGUCCUUUGGGGCAUAUCAGUGGGUUUGCACAAGUCGAGCUGACUCCGAAACCCGCAUUAGGAAGUACUGGUGGGAGGGGUGACCGUGGCUGCCUGCGGCCUGCCUGCAUUGCUCAGCCCACAAACUCAGGUCUAGAGGCAGGAGUGUUCCCAAGUCCUGAAUGCAGGCUCUGCCCCCAGCAUGCUCCCGUGACUCACCAGAUUCCUAAAUUUUCUGACACAGAUAAGCAGAAGAUUGAUUAUUCAUUUGAAUUCACUCCCACUUAAUAUUGUGAUCUUGCCAAUAUCAACAAUACCGGUCCUUUAAAGAAAGUAAAUAAUUCUUUGAUAAAAGCCCUAUUAAUUUGUAAAGAUAAAAAUCCCACGUGGCAAGGAAACAAAGAUAGGUUUAUUGCACUAGACAACUAUGGAAAUAGGUCAGAUACAUGUUUUCUGGAAAUUCGUGAUGGCUGUCACAGUGCGACAGCUGCAGAAACAGUUGCAGCAGAGCUUCCACUUUUAUUUCUUGACCAGCGUUCUCAAAUAGAUUCCUCCUACAAAAAUAAGAAGGACAAAGUGCAAAUUCUAGAUUUUUUUGUCCCCCCAUAAUAAUCAAGGCAGAUUAUGGGGAAAAAAAAGAGAAGAUAUUCUGACAAACCAGGCAAUGACAAGACCAAGAAGAUUAGUCCUUACAAAUGGAUUCACAAAGCGUAUGCCAAGUCCUUUAGGUGAAUGCAGAGAUUUUUACAGCUGGUAAGAAAUGAGGUUUCCAAAGCUCACUGGAGUGGCUGUUUAGUGGUUACCUGUUUGGUGGAAAGCGUUCCCAGCAAAGAGACAGAUGGUACUGAGGUAGAAGAGAGAAAACAUUCUGAAAAUAACACAUUAGGCAGGACGGCCAAAGGUAUUGCUGGACCAUUGUACUUUACUAUUAUAGAUGAUGUAUAUGCAGUCUUAUAUGAAAAUGGAAAGAGUCACUGCCUCUCAAAAGAGCACAGCACUCAUGAGAGAACACUUCAGAACGGUGGAAACACCAGCACUAAUACACCAGAUGGAUUAGUAGAGGGGUACCUGAGAAUUACAAGAGCUCUUGGACAUCACAGAGAUGCAAUAAAAAGGACAUCUGUUAUACCUGUAACUUGUAUCUGUCCAUAUCAGAUUCUUAUUCUGGCUUCUAAAGGGGUUUUGGAUUACAAUGAAGUACUGGCACCAACUCUAACAACAUCUACUCAUUUGAGAAUGCAUGAAGGUGUUCAACGAAACAGGACUUCUCCAUCUAAGUGUCAAUAUUCAAUGUCCCUCACUGAAGACAACACAAAUGACUUAAAUGCUAUUAAUAAUCUCCAAGAUUCUAGCACACAAGGUGGUUCUGAAGAACUGAGCCUGUCCACUCCAGUGGGUCUAAACCACCGCCAAUUUGAAAGAGACACAGUGUACCCAUCCAAUUGCAAAUCACCAGCUGCAGGAAGACACACAGUCAGCUCUGAGGCCUACAACAAUGUAACAAGCUACAUUAGGGAACAACUAGCAAAGACUGCAUUAGCUUCAGGUUCAAGAGAUAGUAUUACUGUUUUGAUUGUAUUUCUAUAUGGACAUGAUAAAAUACCCAAUUACCUCAAAAUUUACCAUAGGACAGCUGAAGUGACAGAGCAUAUACAGGACAGAUGUAUAUUUAGCUGUGUCACGAAUUUACUUGUAACCACCUUAAAUGCGGACCCAUUCAGUAAAUCAGACAUCUUGUCUGGAACUGUACAAAUGCAAUAA
Myiozetetes cayanensis is the source of this 1872-nucleotide messenger RNA. RefSeq names its product protein phosphatase 2C like domain containing 1 (gene PP2D1). Gene Ontology annotation, biological process: protein dephosphorylation. The record is from RefSeq and is a predicted model, not a curated record. Gene Ontology annotation, molecular function: protein serine/threonine phosphatase activity. Lineage: Eukaryota; Metazoa; Chordata; Aves; Passeriformes; Tyrannidae.